This is a messenger RNA of Doryrhamphus excisus (bluestripe pipefish), 4418 nucleotides long. Lineage: Eukaryota; Metazoa; Chordata; Actinopteri; Syngnathiformes; Syngnathidae. The record is from RefSeq and is a predicted model, not a curated record.
GAGGGAGGGCGGUGUGUGGAGACGUAAGGAGGAGAAAAAGCUAGUAAACCUGACAAAGCGUCUGCUGUCGGCGUAGAGACGAGGACAUACACUGAUGGAUUUUAAGACAUUUUGCUUCAGACGUCUGUAUUACUGAACUUCAUUAUCCAACUAGCACCUUCUUAGCUGACAAGUGCACACUUGGAUUGUUGCUUCGCCCUGGAAGAAGAAACUUGGUGACGAGGACGAAAGUUUCGGGGCUACUUCGCUGUGCCUUAUUUCUUUUGAGCCCACUUCCACGGAUAAAACGCCUAAAAGUAGGAUUUCUCUGCAUGGCAGUGGACUACUCUGUGAAUCGGGCUUUGGAUAUAAUCUGUGAUUUGUUCUGAGUGUGGAUUAGUCAAAUCCAAACUUUUUUUUUGGUGCAUUGAGGAGUUGGAGACAUUUCCCCCAGUGGAUUGAGCCCCUGUUCUGCCCCCCUUUCUUAACCGUGCAUGCCAAAACACAGAGCUCCACCACUUUAGUCCACUCUGCCCAGGUGAUCGGGUGAAUUCCACUGUGUGACUGGCUGACCCGGCAGCAGUUGAUGGUUGGGCGGACCCCCUCAGAUGGGAUCAGUGUCCAGGAGGCGGUGGAGAAGGGGGGUAUGGGGAGCGCUGGCAGCAAAUAACGGGAUGGCCUCAUGGGCCUGGCUGCUGGCUGCCGUCCUGCUGUCCCUGCUGACUGUCAGCGUGGCCCGACCGCCCCUGACCUCCACCAAGGAGGAGGAGGCCACCCUGGAACCCGAAGACACAUCGAACAAAUACCAAAUAUCUAAGCCCACGGUAUGCUCAGUGCACCCGGGGGAGGUGCUGAAGCUGAGCUGCCCUCUGCCGGCAACGGGGACCAUCACCUGGACCAAAGACGGCAGCUCUCUGGGCGCCAACAACCGCACACUGAUAGAACAGGAUGUGCUUCAAAUCCGUGAUGCCACGCCCAAGGAUUCGGGCCUGUACGCCUGCACCAGCGUGGGCAAAGACACGGUCUGCUUCAUAGUCAAUGUCACAGAUGCCAUCUCGUCGGGGGAUGACGAGGACGAUACAGAGCGAUCAGAAGACACAGGGGCAGACGGAGAACAGCUAAGCUCCCCGUAUUGGACCUCGUCCGCAAAGAUGGAGAAGAAGCUGCAUGCGGUUCCAGCUGCCAACACAGUGAAGUUCCGCUGUGCUGCAGGAGGCAACCCCCGGCCCAAGCUACGCUGGCUAAAAAACAGCAGGCCUUUCCGCCAGGAGGACCGCAUGGGAGGUUAUAAGGUACGAAGCCAGCACUGGACUCUGAUAAUGGAGAGUGUGGUUCCGUCAGACAAGGGCAAUUACACGUGUUUGGUGGAGAACGAGUUUGGAUCCAUCAACCACACCUACACCCUGGACGUUGUGGAGCGGUCCCCUCACCGGCCCAUUCUUCAAGCCGGCCUGCCUGCCAACACGACUGUUUAUGUCGGAGAGGACGCCCGCUUUGUCUGCAAAGUGUACAGUGACGCCCAACCUCAUAUCCAGUGGCUGAAACACAUCACUCAGAAUGGCAGUCGCUAUGGUCCUGAUGGGCACCCUUAUGUCAAAGUACUAAAGACCGCGGGUGUAAACACCACAGAUAAGGAGAUAGAAGUUCUCUACUUGCCCAAUGUAACAUUUGAAGCUGCUGGGGAGUAUACGUGCUUGGCGGGUAAUUCUAUUGGGAUCUCCUAUCACACUGCUUGGUUGACGGUGCUUCCAGCUGCAGAGAAAAACGCAGAGCCCCUUCCACCCGACUAUGUGGAGAUUGCUAUUUACUGUGCAGGCGUCUUCCUCAUUGCCUGCAUGGUGGGCAUCGUGGUGGUGUGCCGCAUGAGGAACACGGCAAAGAAACCGGACUUUGGCGGCCAACCUGCAGUUCACAAACUGAGCAAACAGAUCCCUCUUCGGCGCCAGGUAACAGUGUCGGCUGAUUCCAGCGCUUCUAUGAACUCCAAUACACCGCUUGUACGCAUCACCACGCGGCGGAGUUCAGCGCACGAUGACCCGAUUCCUGAGUACGACCUUCCUGAGGAUCCACGAUGGGAGUUUGCCAGGGACAGGUUGACCCUGGGCAAACCCCUCGGCGAAGGCUGCUUCGGCCAAGUUGUAAUGGCAGAAGCUCUUGGCAUCGAUAAAGACAAACCCAAGGAGGCUGUAACUGUCGCUGUCAAAAUGCUGAAAGAUGACGCCACUGAAAAGGACCUGUCUGACCUGGUGUCAGAGAUGGAAAUGAUGAAGAUGAUUGGUAAACAUAAGAACAUCAUCAAUCUGUUGGGGGCCUGCACGCAAGAUGGUCCUCUAUAUGUAAUAGUGGAGUACGCUUCCAAAGGUAAUCUUCGGGAGUACCUCCGAGCCCGUCGACCCCCUGGGAUGGAGUACUCCUACGACAUUGCCCGUGUCUCAGACGAGCAGCUCACUUUCAAAGAUCUGGUCUCAUGCACUUAUCAAGUGGCACGGGGCAUGGAGUACCUUGCAUCCCAAAAGUGUAUACACAGAGAUCUGGCCGCCAGGAAUGUCCUGGUCACAGAAAGUAACGUCAUGAAGAUCGCUGACUUCGGCUUGGCCCGCGACGUCCAUAACAUCGACUACUAUAAAAAGACGACCAAUGGUCGUCUUCCUGUGAAGUGGAUGGCUCCUGAAGCACUUUUUGACCGAGUCUACACUCAUCAGAGUGAUGUGUGGUCAUUCGGGGUGCUGAUGUGGGAGAUCUUCACCCUCGGGGGCUCCCCGUACCCUGGCAUUCCUGUUGAGGAGCUCUUCAAGCUGCUCAAAGAGGGCCAUCGCAUGGACAAGCCAGGCAACUGCACCAAUGAGCUCUACAUGAUGAUGAAAGACUGCUGGCACGCCAUCUCAUCCCAUCGACCAACGUUCAAGCAGCUAGUGGAGGAUCUGGAUCGCAUCCUCACCCUCAACACCAAUGAGGAAUAUCUGGACCUGUGCACCCCCACAGAGCAGUAUUCUCCAAUCUUCCCUGAUACUCGCAGCUCCUGUUCCUCCGGCGACGACAGCGUCUUCUCCCACGAGCCUUUACCGGACGAGCCUUGUCUCCGCAAAUAUCAGCACAUCAACGGCAACGUCAAAUCAUGAGUCCCCCCCUCCCCCCCAGUUCCCCAUCCCACCCCUUGGCUCCCAGCUGACUUUCGGACCAAUUUUGGACCACAGCGCUGUUGCACUGCCAUUAGCCACAUCCAACACGCCCUCAUGUCUUAAGGAGAGGAAAGAAGCAGAGGUUCCCGAUACAAGCUGAGCUUUUAUACACACUGAAUGAACUGACAUUCUUCAAGGGAACUCGUCUCUUCUUUUUCAUAUUAACACAAACUUUUCAUAUCAGAUUUACACAAGGAGGUUGGGACAAUGUUUGGAGACCUCAUUCCAGCGGCUGGCAUUCCAAGAUUGUUAUUCGCUCCUGGAGGAAUGUAUGGACCAAUGGGAGCUUUAAGGAGAUGACUAAAAAUAAGAAGAGGACUAAGAGAAAAAGAUUUCACUAACAAAAAAAAAAAACAAAAAACAGAGGAAUAGGAGGAGAGCACAUAGAAACAGCUUUCCUGUUUAUUUUGUAAUAUUGAUACCUUUCUUUUUCACUUCUCUUUCCCAAUUAUUGUAGAGAAAAAACACACAGUAUAAUGUGUAGUUCUGGGUAUAUUUGUAAAUAUCUCCAAAUAUGUAUAAAUAUAUAUUUUAUAUUUACAAUGAAUUAUUUUUUGUAUGCCCUUAAAAAAGCUAAAGGUACUCACCCCCGCCUUACACCACUCCCCCACCCAAUUUGGAGAACAUUUGCACAUAGUUUUUACAAACACACACACAGAUGCACAUCUAUCUAAAACCCUGUCUUACACACACACACACACACACACACACACACACUUAAGUAUUGGCUUUCAGGGACUAAGGUAGCAUGUUAAUUUAUUGACUUGUGAUUUUUGUAUUAAUCAGAAAGUCUGAAGAAAGAACAAAAUCAUGAUGAUAUUAAUAAUGUCUAAAUAAUCCAUGAAAAUGUAUUUAAAAUGAUCCCUCAGCAGUAAUGGAAGAAAAUGGCUUCAUUUGAGUGGGAUUGACAGAACCAUGUUUUGUAAGUUUUAUAUAUGAAUGUGAAUAUUAAGUUAAAUAUGUACAUUUUAUAGCCAGCUAAUCCCUUUCUUAUGUAUCAUCAAUGGCAUUUCUGUCCAGACCUUUAACACUUCCUUAGCUGUACUUUAGGAUAUCAGCCUUUUCUGGGUCAACUCUUUCUGGUUUGAAGACACUAAUUGUCCGCUGCCUGGUGUAGAUUAGUUUACUCCACACAAUCGAACGCUUUUAAAAAGUACGGCAUCGUUAAAGUGGUUUUCUUUUCUACAGGACCAACAUUAAGCUGUUCCCUUGCAGAUGUUCACAAAUGUCACAUUUGCAAAUAAAUAAUUGAAAAAUUGA